GUGGUUGUAGAGAAGGAAGUGAAAGGAGAAGCCAGAUCUUAGGCUGGGUAGUAGGUAGUUAGCUGAUUGAAAGACAAGAAGGGUAGCGCUCUAGCAAAUGCCAAAUUCAUAACUAUUUAUUGAUAUAUUAACCCGCUAGUUUACGAUACGUUUUGGUGUUUACACCAAGGAAACACUUUGGGGCAAUUUGUGCGGAGCCGUUGCCUAAUUAACGCUGGCCGACAAGUCGAGCUCCGGAGAGCUAGCUGGCUAACGUAACGCCUAAUUCGGUUAGCUGUCCUAAACAAUAACAGCUAGUUAGCUCACAGCUGGCUCCGAAACGAUCCAGAAGUCGCUUCUCCAGAGUGUUCCCAACUUCAAGCUGAACAAUGACGUCUAGGAAGAAAGUUCUCCUUAAAGUCAUCAUCCUGGGAGAUUCUGGAGUUGGAAAGACCUCCCUAAUGAACCAGUAUGUGAACAAAAAGUUUAGUAACCAGUACAAAGCAACAAUAGGAGCAGAUUUCCUCACCAAGGAAGUAAUGGUGGAUGACCGACUUGUUACAAUGCAGAUCUGGGACACAGCUGGUCAGGAAAGGUUUCAGUCAUUGGGUGUUGCGUUCUACCGCGGAGCAGACUGCUGUGUGUUGGUUUUUGACGUGACCGCGCCCAACACCUUCAAGACACUCGACAGCUGGAGGGAUGAGUUUCUAAUCCAAGCCAGCCCCCGAGAUCCUGAGAACUUCCCUUUUGUGGUGCUAGGCAACAAGAUUGACCUGGAGAACAGACAGGUGACCACUAAAAGGGCUCAGGCUUGGUGUCAGAGUAAGAACAACAUCCCUUACUUUGAGACCAGCGCCAAGGAAGCCAUAAAUGUAGAACAAGCAUUCCAGACAAUUGCACGUAACGCUCUCAAACAGGAGACGGAGGUGGAGUUGUAUAAUGAAUUCCCAGAGCCCAUAAAGCUGGAUAGGAAUGAUAGAGCAAAACCGUCUGCAGAAAGCUGCAGCUGCUGAGGGACAAACUGGACCAUCUUCUCCCAUCAUGUCAUCGCCCUGUUGCAUCUCAUUGGCCUCGCUCCCAAGGAAACAAUUUUCCUUACUGGUCUUCCUCACUCACCGCUCCAUUGACACCAACCCUGUAUGCUGCACAUGGAUGUAUGUCACCCUCUCCUUCCUCAUUUAGUACAUAAAUUAAUACACUAGUGAACCCUUAUAUAAAACAUGACAAAUCCAGUGCAGUUAAAUCACAUGCAAGAAGAAAAACACCCUUUGUGACCUCAUACCUCAUGACUUGGUAGUGAGUGAACUUCUGUAUUGCGCCAGGUUUUGCCCCUGACACACUGAGAGGGUGAAGUGGUGGAGCCAUGUUCCAGAGCGAGCUCUCACAUCGAGCUCUGUGUUGUGAGAUGAUGUUGGCUAAUCCCAAGAUACAGCAUCCCAUACUCUGCUUUCUGCUUGCUUUCUUUUGCGCCUUUUUCAUGAAAUAAACUAGCAGAACUAAAUAAAUAUAUGUUGUAAUUGGCUAUUAAUUUAAAAGCCGAUCUGAAACACUUGUGGUUUUGCACUUUUUAUGUUUCUUUUUUGCCUUUAAGUGUUAUGGAGGGAUGGCUGAUUUUUUUUGGGCAACAUCUUCUAUCACAUGCCUUUUGGUGAGCUCCAGAUUUAUACCUCCUCCAUCCCCUCCCUCCGAAUAUCUCCUGAGAAUCUUCUGAACAAUCUGGUGAUUGUAUUGCCUUUUCACUUCAGGAUUAGGGUUUUUAACUGCCUCACACUGCUGAAUAUAUGUGACUGUGUCAAGUAAAAGUUGAUUAGGCAGUCACAGUGUAACAAGUUAAAUCCUUGAUAUAUAAAGUUUGCCUUUUAUGUAACAUUACUUGUACUGCUACUAUAACUGCUGUAUGUGUUAUGUCCUCAUCAUACUCUUCUCAAUGAUAAAGAAUUACUAUAUGCAUCACAACACUGCAUACACCUGUCUUCUGUCCUGUCUUCAUUAUUGCUGUUCUAUCUGCUUGUAGCUCAGGUCGGCUCAGUACUUAAUAUUUUUAACGGAUUGUGUAUUACGGUGUAUAGACGGUAUAGAACGGAAAUCUGUUUCUUCUUUCCAUUUAAAGAAAAUAUUCAACAAUUUGCCCUGGUAUUACUCUGUUUUUUUUUUUUGUCUUCUUUCCUUACAGAAAACAUUACAGCAAUGCCAAUGAUGUUGUAAAAGAAAAUUUGAACGUCAAAUAAUAAAACUCUUGAAUAUAUUAA
Girardinichthys multiradiatus is the source of this 2228-nucleotide messenger RNA. RefSeq names its product ras-related protein rab7-like. Gene Ontology annotation, molecular function: GTP binding; GTPase activity. Gene Ontology annotation, biological process: phagosome-lysosome fusion; endosome to lysosome transport. NCBI's taxonomy places the organism in Eukaryota, Metazoa, Chordata, Actinopteri, Cyprinodontiformes, Goodeidae. The coding region runs from base 369 to 992 and encodes 207 amino acids. The record is from RefSeq and is a predicted model, not a curated record. Gene Ontology annotation, cellular component: lysosome; late endosome; phagocytic vesicle. The transcript is spliced from 6 exons.